This is a messenger RNA of Achroia grisella, 938 nucleotides long. RefSeq lists its product as uncharacterized. The coding region runs from base 55 to 921 and encodes 288 amino acids. The transcript has a single exon. NCBI's taxonomy places the organism in Eukaryota, Metazoa, Arthropoda, Insecta, Lepidoptera, Pyralidae. The record is from RefSeq and is a predicted model, not a curated record.
UUUCAUUUUUUAAUUAUUUAAUUUUUACCGCAUGAAUAAAAUGAAUCAAAUAAAAUGAAUAAUAAAGGAGCUCCUAUGUGUAGCCAUGAUGAAGAUGUAAAUAUACAAACUAUAUCACAAGAUAAUCAAGAUUCAGAGAAAUCAACAGAAAUUAUUCCUAACUCAAAUGAUGAGAAAGCUGCAGAAUGUAUUAAUUUAGAAACCCCGAAAUCGUUCAGUAUCUCAUCAUCAUUAUCACCACACGUAAAUCAACUACAAAAUAGUACAAAUACAUUAGCCGCACCUCUCUCCUUUGUUUUCUGUAAUAAUUCUUCGGUUAUAACUAAUCAACCUUGUCUUAUGACGAAUUUAUCUUCGCCUAUGGAAAUUAUUUUAAAACCCGGCCAACCACAGUCUUUAUUUUUACAGGCAUUAUCAAAAUUAAACGAAAGUUCUACAAAUGUUUCUGUCCUAAAGUUAGACAACAGAAAAACUACUAAUGAGAUAGAUUUAUCAACAAAUCAAAGGGUGAUUGAAGAUAAUUCCAAAUCACCUGAAUUAUCACCACCAGAUUCACUAUGUAGCGCUCCGCCCUCGUAUUCUUUUGUAUUAAGACAAAUGACAAUUAGAAGACGGCCAAGAAUCAUUAGCACAUUCAUACCUUCUUCUUCUUUCGUUCACCAUACACCUCCACCGCAUUACGCCGCUUCUUUUGAUAUUUUUUUAGAUACUAUUCCCAUCCCAGCUCCUAGAGUCCAUCACUUUGGCUUCACACCCAUGCCAGCGCUGUGCCCUGUCUGCGGUUACACAGGGAUGACUGUAGUAACAACUAAAAUAACAUUAUGUACGCAUUUUUGUGCAAUAAUUUUAUGUUUAUUGUGUUGUUGGAUCUGCGCACCUUUACCGUAUAUUUUGAGAUCAUGUAAAAAUGUGUCCCACUAAUGCAGAAAUUGUAGAAA